AAGAAAUGCUUUCUGGCUCCUUUCUCUCUCUUGGUCUUGGCGGCGCGGCCGCAGUAACAGUAGAGGCGGCGGCAGCCACAGCAGUCCCGCCGGCGGGCUGAUGCUGCAGCCUGCUGGGGAGUGGGAAGUCAUACUCACAGGGGAGCUGGAGGGGCCAAGGUGCAGCUCGAAUGGGACAGGCCCCAGCCUCGGAGAGAUACAGCGCCCAACUUGGUGCCACCCUCCAGCUUCUCCGGCCUCGGGGGAUGGACGCAGCCACAGCUCCAAAGCAAGCCUGGCUUCCGUGGCCCCCACUCCUUUUCCUGCUCCUCCUACCUGGAGGGAGCAACAGUAGCUGCCCUGCUGUGUGUGACUGCACCUCCCAAACCCGGGCCGUACUCUGUGCCCACAGGCGACUGGAUGCUGUCCCUGGAGGGCUUCCACUGGACACAGAGCUCCUGGACCUGAGUAGAAACCGCCUGUGGGGGCUUCAGCGGGGCAUGCUCUCCCGACUGGGCCGGCUCCAAGAACUGGACCUCAGCUACAACCAGCUCUCUACCCUUGAGCCUGGGGCCUUCCAUGGCUUACAGAAUCUACUCACCCUGCGGCUCCAGGGCAACCGACUGAGAAUCGUGGGUCCUGGGAUCUUCUCAGGCCUAUCUGCUCUCACACUGCUGGACCUCCGCCUCAAUCAGAUUGUGCUCUUCCUAGAUGGAGCCUUUGGUGAGCUAGGCAGCCUCCAGCAACUGGAGGUUGGAGACAAUCACCUGGUGUUUGUGGCUCCUGGGGCCUUUGCAGGGCUGGCCAAGCUAAGUACCCUCACCCUGGAACGCUGCAACCUCAGCACAGUGCCGGGCCUAGCCCUUGCCCAGCUCCCAGCACUAGUGACUCUCAGACUCCGAGAACUGGAUAUUGAGAGGCUGCCAGCUGGGGCACUUCGAGGGCUAGGGCAGCUAAAGGAGCUGGAGAUCCACCACUGGCCAUCUCUGGAGGCCCUGGACCCAGGGAGCCUGCUUGGGCUCAAUCUGAGCACCCUGGCCAUCACCCGCUGCAAUCUGAGCUCAGUACCCUUCCAAGCACUACACCAUCUGAGCUUCCUCCGGGUCUUGGAUCUGUCUCAGAAUCCUAUCUCAGCCAUCCCAGCCAGAAGGCUCAGUCCCCUGGUCAGGCUCCAGGAGCUCAGAUUGUCAGGGGCCUGCCUCACCUCCAUCGCUGCGCAUGCCUUCCACGGCCUAACUGCCUUCCACUUGCUGGAUGUAGCGGACAACUCUCUUCAGACUCUAGAGGAAACAGCCUUUCCUUCUCCAGACAAACUGGUCACCCUGAGGCUGUCCGGUAACCCCCUAACCUGCGAUUGCCGGCUCCUCUGGCUGCUCCGCCUCCGGCGCCACCUGGACUUUGGCACCUCCCCCCCUGCGUGUGCUGGCCCCCAACACGUCCAAGGGAAAAGCCUAAGGGAGUUUUCAGACAUCCUCCCUCCAGGCCACUUCACUUGCAAACCAGCCCUGAUCAGAAAGUCAGGGCCUCGGUGGGUCAUUGCAGAGGAGGGAGGCUAUGCUGUCUUCUCCUGCUCUGGAGAUGGAGAUCCAGCCCCCACGGUCUCCUGGAUGAGGCCUCAGGGAGCUUGGCUGGGAAGAGCUGGGAGAGUAAGGGUCCUAGAGGAUGGUACACUGGAGAUUCGCUCGGUGCAGCUGCGGGACAGGGGAGCCUAUGUCUGUGUAGUCAGCAAUGUCGCUGGGAAUGACUCCCUGAGGACCUGGCUGGAAGUUAUCCAAGUCGAACCAUCCAAUGGCACGGUCUCUGACCCCAACAUCACCAUGCCAGGGAUCCCAGGGCCUUUCUUUCUGGACAGCAGGGGUGUGGUUAUGGUGCUGGCAGUGGGUUUUCUCCCCUUCCUCACCUCAGUGACCCUCUGCUUCGGUCUGAUUGCCCUUUGGAGCAAAGGCAAGGGCCGGGUCAAGCACCACAUGACUUUUGAUUUUGUGGCACCUCGGCCUUCUGGGGAUAAGAAUUCUGGGGGUAACCGGGUCACUGCCAAGUUAUUCUGA
Molecule: messenger RNA, 2027 nt
Organism: Myodes glareolus (Bank vole)
Lineage: Eukaryota; Metazoa; Chordata; Mammalia; Rodentia; Cricetidae
Gene: Lingo4
Product: leucine rich repeat and Ig domain containing 4
Molecular function (GO): protein binding
Source: RefSeq, a predicted model, not a curated record